Molecule: messenger RNA, 1360 nt
Organism: Arabidopsis lyrata subsp. lyrata
Lineage: Eukaryota; Viridiplantae; Streptophyta; Magnoliopsida; Brassicales; Brassicaceae
Product: F-box/kelch-repeat protein At5g60570
Exons: 1
Coding region: 28-1188 (386 amino acids)
Cellular component (GO): nucleus
Molecular function (GO): protein binding
Source: RefSeq, a predicted model, not a curated record
UGUAUCGAAAUAGGUUUUUAAACAUUAAUGGCUGCGGAAGAACAUUCGAAUAAGAGGAGAGAAGUCUCUGCUUCUGCUUCUGUAGUUGUGAAUUUGAUGGUAGGAGAGGAGAACGAUGGUCAUCGCCUCAGGUUGGGAUCUACUGACUCGCUUCUCCCUGGUCUUAUCGAUGACGUUGCUCUUAAUUGUCUUGCUUGGGUUCCGAGGUCAGAUUAUCCUUCCUUGUCAUGUGUCAACAAGAAGUACAAUAAGUUGAUCAACGAUGGUCAUUUGUUUGCUCUGAGAAAAGAAUUGGGGAUAGUGGAGUAUCUUGUUUUCAUGGUUUGCGACCCGAGAGGUUGGUUGAUGUUUUCUCCUAUGAAAAAGAAGUGGAUGGUGUUACCUAAAAUGCCAUGUGACGACUGCUUCAACCUCGCCGAUAAAGAGUCUUUGGCUGUAGAUGACGAGCUUUUGGUUUUCGGGAGAGAGUUGUUUCAGUUUGUGAUUUGGAAAUACAGUUUGAGGUCUCGGUGUUGGGUCAAAUGCGAAGGAAUGCAUCGUCCUCGCUGCUUGUUUGCAUCAGGAAGCCUCGGUGGAAUUGCUAUAGUUGCGGGAGGGACUGAUAUGAAUGGGAAUAUAUUAGCAUCAGCUGAGCUUUAUGAUUCUUCGUCAGGGAGAUGGGAAAUGCUUCCCAAUAUGCAUUCCCCUCGAAGACUGUGCUCGGGAUUUUUCAUGGACGGGAAAUUCUAUGUGAUUGGAGGCAUGUCGAGCCCGAAUGUAUCAGUUACUUUUGGGGAGGAAUUUGAUCUGGAGACAAGGAAAUGGAGGAAGAUAGAAGGAAUGUAUCCAAAUGUGAACCGAGCAGCACAGGCUCCACCUCUUGUUGUAGUGGUUAACAACGAGCUAUUCACGCUCGAGUACUCAACCAAUAUGGUGAAGAAGUAUGAUAAGGUGAAGAACAAAUGGGAAGUGAUGGGAAGAUUACCGCCGAUGGUGGACUCGUCAAACGGUUGGGGACUGGCGUUUAAACCGUGCGGGGACCAAUUGUUGGUGUUUUGUGGGCAACGAGGUCCUCACGGCGAGGGCAUUGUGGUGAAUUCUUGGUGUCCGAAAGCAGGAGCUAAAGAUGGAAACUUGGAUUGGAAAGUGCUUGGAGUUAAAGAAAAUGUUGGUGUGUUUGUGUAUAACUGCGCAGUGAUGGGUUGUUAAAAAAGAAACCAUCUUUGUUUCUUCAACUUGGAAAGUUGGGUGUUCUUCUUCUUCUACUUUUCUAUUGACUGGUCUUUUGUUUUUGCUAUUGGGAUUAUUAUAAUGCUUUAUGUGUUUGUUCUGCGUUUAAUUUGUGGGUAAAUUGGAAAAAGAAAGAAGAGAAAAUUCAUUA